Panicum hallii is the source of this 998-nucleotide messenger RNA. RefSeq names its product dehydration-responsive element-binding protein 1B-like. Gene Ontology annotation, biological process: regulation of DNA-templated transcription. Gene Ontology annotation, molecular function: DNA-binding transcription factor activity; DNA binding. The transcript has a single exon. The record is from RefSeq and is a predicted model, not a curated record. Lineage: Eukaryota; Viridiplantae; Streptophyta; Magnoliopsida; Poales; Poaceae. Bases 74 to 745 code for a protein of 223 amino acids.
ACUGCUCCAUCGGUCCCAGCUCGACCAGAGCCACCACGCUACUGCCAAGCUGCUGAUCCUCAGCGAGACUGCAAUGGACACGCCCUCGCCGCCGCCGCCGUCGUCCGCGGAGCACGAGAAGUACAUGACGGUGUGGUCGGCGCCGCCCAAGAAGCCGGCGGGGCGGACCAAGUUCCGGGAGACGCGGCACCCGGUGUUCCGCGGCGUGCGGCGACGCGGCCAGGCGGGGCGGUGGGUGUGCGAGCUACGCGUCCCGGGCCGGCGCGGCUCGAGGCUCUGGCUCGGCACCUUCGCCACGCCCGAGCUGGCGGCGCGCGCGCACGACGCCGCCGCCAUCGCGCUCUCCGGCCGCGCCGCCUGCCUCAACUUCGCCGACUCCGCGUGGCUGCUCCCGCCGCUGAUGCCCGCGGCGCUGGGAAGCGAGCGCGAGGUCAAGGACGCGGUCGCCGAGGCCGUCGAGGCGUUCCGGCGGCGCUCGGUGUCGGCGUCGGCACCGUCGGCGCCAGCGGUGCAGACGGCCGACGAGGACGAGGGUGACAGUGGCUCUCCUGGCGCAGCGCCGUCGCCCGACGUCUUGUUCGAGCUCGACGACGUGUUCGGGUUGGGCGGCAUGGUUGAUGCCGGAUCGUACUACGCGAGCUUGGCGCAGGGGCUGCUCGUGGACGCGCCGGACGCCGUUGGAGCGGGAGCGUGGUGGGAGGACGUCGAGCAUGGCACCGCUGAUAUGGCACUAUGGAGCUACUAGCGUAAUACUACCUCCAAUCAAAGAAAGGAUGAAGUUCACUAGCACACAAAAAACAAUAUCCUGAUUGUCUGAAACGUCAAGAGUAGUAGUAGCUUGCUUCUGACAAAAUUUUGGAUGGUUCAUAAUUGAGAGAAACAGAGCAUCGGAUAGUGAGGGGGGUUUGCGAUUUAGAAUCAGCAUUGUAGUAGUUCUCUUGUUCCUUAAGCCCUCUUCCUAAUUUAGGCACGCUAAGUUGUCAUUUUUUUUGCUUUUA